CGUUCAACAUUACUGUCACCGUCUUCUGCUACUUUAUCUACUUCUUUGUUCUCAGUAGCAGAUCAUAAUUGAUCGAAAAUGCAUUCGACGCACUUGCUCCUCGAAGAGCCCAUAAGGAUGGCUACCAUCCUUGAGCCAUCCAGGACUAGUUUCUUUCCUGCAAUGACAAAAAUCGUCGGCACACUUGGCUCGAAAUCGAGAUCCGUCGAGGUUAUUUCUGGCUGUCUCAAGGCAGGGAUGUCUGUGGCACGUUUUGAUUUUUCCUUGAACGACUGCGACUAUCACCAAGAGACUCUAGAAAAUUUGAAGAUCGCUGUCAAAAGCACUAAGAAGCUCUGCGCUGUUAUGCUGGACACAGUGGGCCCAGAAUUGCAGGUUGUAAAUAAAAGCGAACAUUCCAUUUUACUUCAGGAAAAUGCGUAUGUUGUUCUAACACCAGAUCAAGAUAAGGAAGCCACUUCAGAGUUAUUGCCAAUCAAUUUUUCUGGAUUGUCAAAGGUAAGCAAUGAUAUUCAUGAACAUGCUAUUUUUAGUUUUUGUUGGUUUUUGGGCUUUGAAGGUGUUUUAUCAAUAUUUGUAUGUUCACACAGUGCAAAUUUCAUAGAGAAUCAAGGAUGGGAAAAUAUUAAGUUAAUCACCAAAUUCUGUCAGUUGUCCUAUUCUUUCAUAGUUUUCUUGUUGUUGUGA
Messenger RNA from Telopea speciosissima, 687 nucleotides. Its product is annotated as pyruvate kinase 2, cytosolic-like. Bases 79 to 687 code for a protein of 202 amino acids. The record is from RefSeq and is a predicted model, not a curated record. Gene Ontology annotation, molecular function: potassium ion binding; magnesium ion binding; pyruvate kinase activity. Gene Ontology annotation, biological process: glycolytic process. Gene Ontology annotation, cellular component: cytoplasm. Lineage: Eukaryota; Viridiplantae; Streptophyta; Magnoliopsida; Proteales; Proteaceae. The transcript has 4 exons.